Hyposmocoma kahamanoa is the source of this 1197-nucleotide messenger RNA. RefSeq lists its product as uncharacterized. The record is from RefSeq and is a predicted model, not a curated record. Lineage: Eukaryota; Metazoa; Arthropoda; Insecta; Lepidoptera; Cosmopterigidae. Gene Ontology annotation, molecular function: odorant binding; olfactory receptor activity. The transcript is spliced from 6 exons. Gene Ontology annotation, biological process: sensory perception of smell; detection of chemical stimulus involved in sensory perception of smell. Gene Ontology annotation, cellular component: plasma membrane. Bases 1 to 1197 code for a protein of 398 amino acids.
AUGAAAACGUAUCAACUUUUAAAAAGUCACUGCAGUAAGAUAUUUUUUUCGGGCACUGGAAAUUACUGGUAUGAAGGUAACGCAAUUGGAAAUGAUAAAAGUUUGUUCUAUAGAUUGUAUGCAAUAAUAUUAAUUUCUACGUACGCAUUCAUGACGGUUUUGGAAAUCAUGGCGGCUUUAAUCGGAGAUUUUCCAAACGAUGAGAAAAGCGACUCUGUUACUUUUGCCGUAAGUCACACUAUUGUCAUGAUAAAAAUAUUUUCGGUAAUCCUGAAUAAGAAUUUGAUUAAAUCAUUGAAUAAGAGCAUUGCAACGGUAUGUGAGACGUAUGAGAAUCCAAUGCUGAUGGCAGAGAAGUAUAGAAUUAUAAAAAUAAACAUUCUGGCGUACGUUUUGGUAGUCUACGGAGCUGUUGCAGGUUUUGUAUUUGAGGGAUUGAGAAAACUCUUUUCAGGCUCACACUUCGUUACCAUAGUAACCUAUUACCCCUCUUAUGAAGACAAUUCAUCUUUAGCCACAUCUUUCCGAGUUUUCACAACAAUAGUUCUAUCAGUCAUGAUGGUGACUAUGAUCGUCUCUGUGGACUCGUUCACGAUGAUGUACUUAAUUAUUUUUAAAUACAAAGUGAUCACCUUGAGGCAUUACUUCGACGGAUUGAGGGAAGAAUUCGACAGAAAUAAUAAAAGUGACGCGAAAGGUGCUUCGGAGAAAUUGUCUAAAGGCUUAAUCGAAGGCAUUAUCAUGCACAGCGAACUUCUGAGAAUACUGAAAGAUAUCGACACUGCGUUUGGUACUGUGAUGGCCAUGCAACUUUGCCAGAGCUCUGGGUCUGCCGUGUCUCUUUUGCUGCAAAUUGCGCUUUCGAAAGAUUUGACGUUCAUCGUGGGCAUGAAGAUUAUUUUAUUCGUUGUCGCGCUUUUCUUCUUGCUUGCCCUUUUUCUUUGCAAUGCUGGUGAAAUAACGUAUCAGGCAUCUUUACUAUCGGACGCCAUAUUCUACUGCGGCUGGCAUGCAUGUCCGUCGCAGAAACCACCGCAGCGCAAACUGGGUUCCAUCGUGCUCAUCGCGUGUGUGCAGGCGCAACGUCCGGUCGUCAUGAAGGCUUUUCGGAUGAUCGACCUUACUUAUGCUACGUUUUUAUCGGUUGUACGGAUGACUUACUCCGUGUUUGCGUUAUUCUAUGCACAAAACAAAUGA